AUGGGAACUAAGACACUCGAUGUGACUGCAGGGUCUACAAUCUCCUUCGAAGGCUACGGGUCCAUCAUCCACCAGGGUCCCCUUCAGUUCUACAUGGCAAAAGCACCCACGGGUACGAAAGUUGAAGACUUCGAUGGCAAGGGCAAGACUUGGAUCAAAAUUUCGAGCGACGAGCCAACCCUCACCGGCGAUCGUUUGACUUGGCCGAACUUUGUGACCAUUCCGGAAUGCAUCGAAGAUGGAGAGUACCUUCUCCGCCUCGAGCACCUUGGUAUCCACUCUGCGAGCACAACAGGCGGUGCACAGUUCUAUAUAUCCUGUGCCCAGAUCAGAGUAACUGGUGGCACGGCGACUUUUCAGCCAGAGGCAGAGGACAUGCUAGCAUUUCCAGGGUCAUACGAUUCAGAGGACCCGGGGAUCAAGGUGUUCAUAUGGUAUCCCGUGCCCACGAACUAUACAGCACCGGGGGGUCCGGUGAUGAUAUGCCCCGAGAUUUUCCUGAACUAUCUCAAGAGCCAGGCUACUGCCAAGGAGCAUAGUAAAUGCCUAGGCAUGCGUAGAAAAAGUUCAGACAACGCAUUCCCGAUGUCUCUCUAUGGCCCUGAACAAUAG
Messenger RNA from Scedosporium apiospermum, 612 nucleotides. RefSeq lists its product as uncharacterized. The record is from RefSeq and is a predicted model, not a curated record. Lineage: Eukaryota; Fungi; Ascomycota; Sordariomycetes; Microascales; Microascaceae. The coding region runs from base 1 to 612 and encodes 203 amino acids. The transcript has 4 exons.